AGAAGAAGAAGAAAGAAGAAGAAGAAGAAUCAAUGAUGGUAACUCAAGAGGAGGGGGAGAAUGUUGCACCGCCGCUUGAAUAUGUAAAGCCAAAGCCAUUACCAAUGGAAUUCUGGGUAUCUAAUUUCACACUCCACGAGCUGGUAGAAAUCAGUCGCCUCGCGGAUCCAACGCUUCAAAAAGUCCCCCACCACAUUCUACACGGAUUUUUGGAGCGAAUGUAUAAAAAAGUUAAAGAACAGAUGGAAAAGGGAACAACUGAUGAGGACUAUUUGGCAAAGAAGGGCGAAGAACCGGUCGUUUGUGCUAUCUGCUCGGAUGAGUGCAAGCAUACAGAAGAAAGGGCCAAUUUCGAUUGUGGACACACAUAUCAUGCCAAUUGCAUUCUGCCAAUCUUGAGGACUAAGGUCAACUCCUGCCUCAUUUGUGGACAGGAAUUGCACUGCUAUUUUCCCGUCGGGGAAGGACAAUCAAUUGUCUGGUGAGACAAUUGCCUAUGUUUUCUUAACAAACAUUUUAGUCGGAUUACUUCGGAAAUUAGUUCCCAUUGUAGCAUCCUUAUACAAAAGGAAGCAUUCUAUCAUAUGAAUUAUAUCAAUUAUCUAUACCGGUACAAUGUUGUUA
Syzygium oleosum is the source of this 624-nucleotide messenger RNA. RefSeq lists its product as uncharacterized. The record is from RefSeq and is a predicted model, not a curated record. The transcript is spliced from 4 exons. NCBI's taxonomy places the organism in Eukaryota, Viridiplantae, Streptophyta, Magnoliopsida, Myrtales, Myrtaceae. The coding region runs from base 33 to 485 and encodes 150 amino acids.